CGUGACGCACUUCCUGUUUGUUGUCGGAGAAAGGAGAGAAAGGAACGCGCGAGAAGCCGGAGCCGCCGCCGCCGCCGCCGCUUGGGCCGCCACCAGCGCCGCCGUGCUGCAGCCGAGGGCACCCGGGCCUCCGUCCCCUCCGCGUCCUCGGGCUCAUUCCAGCAGCCUGUUAAAACAUGGUGGAUUACUAUGAAGUCCUGGGCGUGCAGAGACAUGCCUCGGCUGAGGAUAUUAAAAAGGCAUACCGGAAACUGGCAUUGAAGUGGCACCCAGAUAAAAAUCCUGAGAAUAAAGAAGAAGCGGAGAGGAAAUUCAAACAAGUAGCUGAAGCGUAUGAGGUGUUAUCAGAUGCUAAAAAACGGGACAUCUAUGACAGAUACGGCAAAGAAGGAUUGAAUGGUGGAGGUGGAGGCGGGGGCCACUUUGACGGUCCAUUCGAGUAUGGCUUCACAUUCCGCAAUCCAGAGGACGUCUUCAGGGAAUUUUUUGGCGCCACGGACCCGCUUUCAUUUGACUUCUUUGAAGACCCAUUUGAAGAGUUUUUUGGGAAUCGAAGGGCUCACCGCGGAAGCAGGAACCGAGGGACGGGGCCAUUUUUCUCUGCCUUCAGUGGAUUUCCGCCUUUUGGAGGAGGAUUUCCUUCUUUUGAUACAGGAUUUACUUCCUUCGGUUCACUAGGUCACGGGGGCCUCACCUCAUUCUCCUCCGCGGCAUUUGGUGGUAGUGGGAUGGGCAACUUCAAGUCAGUGUCAACUUCUACCAAAAUGGUUAAUGGCAGAAAAAUCACCACAAAGAGGAUUGUCGAGAAUGGUCAAGAAAGAGUUGAAGUUGAAGAAAACGGCCAGUUAAAGUCCUUGACGAUAAAUGGUGUGGCCGACGAGGACGCCUUCCGGGAGGAGUGUCGGCGGAGAGGCCAGAGCUUGCUUCCCGCCCAGCCUGCCAGCGCCAGCGUCCGCGCACUGAGGCCACCCAGGCUCGCCGCUGUGCCCAGACAUGCGUCUCCCUACGUCUGUGAGGACCAGCUCGAGCAGGGCAGACAGCGGGCCUCCAUGAGCUGGGACCCUGCCAUGCCCCCAGCAGGGCCCAAGGAAGGCGGCAAGUUGAGGAAGCAGAAGCAGCGAGAGGAGACGCGGAAGAGGAGGCCGGCCCGGGGGAAGCGCUAGGCCGCCCGGGCGGGCCGCGGCACCAGGCGGCUCCGGGCGGCCGCGGGCGGCAGUGGCGUCCGCAGCCCUGGGACGCGCCGCCGGUCGGUCAGACUAGGACGCUUGGGUGUGGGGGCGGCGUCUGCGCAGCACCAGCGCCCGCGGCGCCCCGAGCUGAGGAUCUGUCUCUCUCCCCGGGCGCUCGGCUGCAGUGCCACAGCUUCAGAGGCCUGGCAGGUACCGCCGGCCGCUGAGCGCACGGCACGAAGCAGCCUUCCUCGCGCGGGUGGGGUGUCCGAAGCCGGCACGUAGCCACAUGCAGGGAGACCUGGGUGUCGCAGGUCGCGCACGGAGAUGGUCUAAGGCGGCCAGGCCCUCAGCCGUGCCCAGUGACCCGGCCACCUGCACGCAGCCUCCGGCCAGUCACUUCAGAUGCGCAUCCUCCUCUCCACUGUUCUCAUUUUGAGCCCCUCCGAUUAGUCCCAGUUCAGCUUCCAGCACUGUGUGAUUUAUGCCAAAUCUCAUCUUUGCUUCUUGGGUCUGUAACUGUUCUUUUUAGCACGUACACAGGAGUCUACAGACCAGUCGAGGAACACCAGCUCUGGCUCCUGGGUGAGGGUCAUGCCAGCUGGGACGCAGCCAGCCCGCCCUGAGCAGGUGCGCUGAGCGCGGGUUCCAUGUGCCGGCCUUGGCCCUUUACAGCAGUCGUCUUGCUCUAGAAGAUCCUCCUGCACACAUUUCUCUGCAUGGCGGUGCUUCUUAACCCUUGUUUCUGCUGGGCACCAACCAGCCCCCAUGCGCCAGCACUGCCCUCCCGUCCUGUUCAGCGUGAGGGGCUUCUCCUGAGCCCUCCUGGGAAUGAGGGCACACGGGGGAAGCUCUGAUGUGGUUCGGACGUGCCAGCAGCUGGAAUCCAGCAGUGUUGAAGCCCGGCAAGUUUUUGGCACAUCCACAGGGUGGGCAGCCUGGGCACAGCCACGUGUGUGACCUCCGCUUUCAGGGUGACCCUUAGGGGACGUUUGCUUGGAUGUGUCCUUGGCUUGGGGGAGGGGUGUGGACUGCCGGGUGGGGAGCAGCCUGGUGCUCAGUGCCCACUGUGGAAAAUGUAACCAUGAUGCACACUGUGUUUUAAGUGACACUACAUAAAUAAAGUGAAGUGUUUUGUGCUG
This is a messenger RNA of Manis javanica (Malayan pangolin), 2311 nucleotides long. It is a transcript of the gene DNAJB6, whose product is annotated as DnaJ heat shock protein family (Hsp40) member B6. The record is from RefSeq and is a predicted model, not a curated record. Lineage: Eukaryota; Metazoa; Chordata; Mammalia; Pholidota; Manidae. Gene Ontology annotation, molecular function: Hsp70 protein binding.